Molecule: messenger RNA, 726 nt
Organism: Cyprinodon variegatus (sheepshead minnow)
Lineage: Eukaryota; Metazoa; Chordata; Actinopteri; Cyprinodontiformes; Cyprinodontidae
Product: MYC binding protein
Exons: 5
Coding region: 117-431 (104 amino acids)
Biological process (GO): regulation of DNA-templated transcription
Cellular component (GO): nucleus
Molecular function (GO): transcription coactivator activity
Source: RefSeq, a predicted model, not a curated record
AAACGAAAGUUAACUUUACCGACCCGCUGCUACUUUACCUCAUUUUCAUUCGCUCUAAUAUUAAGCAUUACAGCAGAUAUAAAAGAUUAACAGUGAGCUUUAUAGCCGAGAUCACAAUGGCGCAAUAUAGAGCUUCUGACCCCAAGAGAGAGAGUUUCAGAAGAUAUUUAGAGAAAACUGGAGUCACUGACAGUCUCACCAGUGUUCUCGUGACUCUGUAUGAGCAACAAGACAAGCCUGCCAACGCUCUUGAAUUUGUAAAGCAGCAGCUUGGAGCUGUUAGCCUGAUGUCAACAGACACUGAGGCUCUGCAGCAGGAAGUGAACGACCUCAGACAGAGAUGUGCACGUUUGGAGGACGAAAACGAAGACCUCAAAGCUAAGCUCCAGAAAUAUGAGCCGGCUUCAAAGGAUGGAGGCGCUGCCAACUAGACAUCAAGAACAAACCAGUCUGUUGUUUUUUGUUUUUUUGAUAAACAUAUUUGUUUACGCUGCUGUUGAUUUAAAGAUAGAACAACUCUGUAAAAGGUGAAGCUGAAUUGUUUUAUGUGGCUGAUCUGUAAGUCUCUUUCUUAUAAUAUAACUUAUUCUGUAUAUGUCUGUAUAUAGUUUUCUGGACUGUUUAUUCUUUAGUAAAGUAACUUGGUUCGAAUUCUGCACUUUUUUAUGAUCUACUUGAAGGAAAAUGUUUCUUCUUAAAAUGGGAAAUCAUGUUGUUUCCCCAACA